AGUGCGCGGUGGAGGAACGGACGGUGGAGACGGCGGAACCUCGUCAAGGGGAGGGGCCCCACGGCAGCCAGCAGCGCUGUGGCCUCCGCGCGGAAGGAGACUCCCGUCCCCGGCUCACCGGACACCCUUCAGGGCGCGCGCCGCUACCCUGCGGCAUGAGUGUGCGCGCGACGUGGCGGUAGCGCACGCACGGGGCAGCGAGAGCGCCGCCUGGAGGCUGAGACGUCGGUACUGCGCGCAGGGCAGAGCCGAGGAGCAUGCGCGAUGCAGGAGUGCCUGGGGCGUCAGUAUUGUGCGCGGGGAGAGGCAGGCGAGCAUGCGCGCGUGGGAGAGCCGCAGACGGCGACCCGAACGUGGUGCCGUGCGCCGGCGUCGCUGGGCCGUUGAGCAUGCGCGGUCGGGCGCAACUGCCGUGGCCGCGGUUGCUAGGCGGUGGCGAGAGGCGCGGAGACCCGGGCGCAGGUCUCGUAGAAGAAUUAAAGGAAUGUGAUACAAUGACACAAUUUGAUAUAGCCAGGCAACAACGUUUCCUGAUUCAGCAUGUUAAAAAAUAAGGGUCAUUCAACUAAACAAGAUAAUCUAGCAGUCACUGCAGUUGCUUUACAAGAUCACAUUUUACAUGGUCUUCAACUUCGAAAUCUUUCCAUAGCAGAUCAUUUUAAGACAAAGGCACCAAAGAGAAAGAACAGAUCCACAUCCCUAAGAAAUACAAAAGCAAUAAUAGAUACUGGACUUAAGAAAACUACACAAGGCCCUAAAGUGGAAGAUCCGGAAAAAGAAUAUGUUCUUGAUCCAGAACCACCACCAUUAACUUUAGCACAGAAGCUGGGCCUCUUUGAACCGCCCCCACUACCACUGUCAUCAGAUGAAUGGGAAAAGGUGAAACAGAGGUCCCUCCAGCAAGGGGAUUCCGCGCAGCCGUGCCCAAUAUGCAAAGAAGAAUUUGAACUUCGCUCCCAGGUGCUGCUCUCCUGCUCCCACGUGUUCCACAGGGCAUGCCUUCAAGCUUUUGAGAAGUUCACAGAUAAAAAAACCUGUCCUCUCUGCAGAAAAUACCAGUAUCAAACCAGGGUGAUUCACGAUGGGGCCCGGCUAUUCAAAAUAGAGUGUGCAACAAGGGUCCAGGCCUGCUGGAGGGGACACGUGGUGAGGAAGUGGUACCGAGACCUGAGGAGAGCCGUGCCUCCCGCAGACGCCAAGCUGAGGAGGAAGUUCUUUGAAGAAAAGUUCUCAGAAAUCAGUCACCGAAUGCUGUGCUCAUACAACACGGACAUCGAAGAGCUUUUUGCAGAGAUCGACCACUGCUUGGCCACAAACCGAAGAAUUCUUCAACAGCUGGAGGAGAAGUGUGGCCAUGAGCUCACAGAAGAGGAAUGGGGGAAGAUCCAGAGCCAGGCUCUGCUCCGGGAGACCCACGAAUGCUCCAUCUGCCUCACGCCACUCUCAGGGGGCAGUGAUGGUCAACGAGCCCCCUCAGGGUCGGGCUUCAGCCAGCCUUCCCGGAAGACAGUCCUCCUGUCCUGCUCACACACGUUUCACCACAUGUGUCUGUUGGCCCUGGAGGAGUUCUCCCCGGGGAACAGCUCUCCUUUCCACACGUGUCCUCUCUGCCGCUCUCGCUACCAAAAGAAAAUUCUUGAAAAUAAUUUGGGGAUGAGUAGUUUACCCUAAGUUUGGAUGAAAUGUGGGCAUUUGGGUUAAGUACUACAGAGCAAUCUGUUCUCCAGUGAAGCACACUCUUAGUUACACAUGGGGACCUAACUCUUCUAAAAGCUGACAACCUAUCCAGUUUCAGUCACUGUAAAAAAAAAUUUCGAAUUCCUGAGUGGAUAAAAACUCGAGUUUCAGAGCUUCUGUAACGUACUGACUUGCUGUGCUUCUGGUUCAUCAGUGGGGAUUGCUCACAACAGUAAAAGUGCUCCUUUCUUUGAUGGUAAUCUGAUCAGUUGGCCUAUUUCCAGGCAGUUCUGAUUGGCAGGACGUGGGCUGCCAGGAUGGUCACAGCACCCCACCUUCCCAGGCACACAGUUACCCACAUAAAGCUAGCAUCUGACAAACAAGCUGGUAGCCUGACAACACCCUUUAAGUGUCUUAAGGCUACUUCAUUCCUAAUACUUGUUUUGUAGUAACUGCUUUAUUUCUAUGUGAUAAACUACUGUUAUAGUUCAGCAUUUUGAAUAUGUAAGUCCAAAAUAGAAAAAUAAAAUAUUUAGUGGUACCCAACGUCAGAGACUAAUAAAUCACAUCUUACUGACUUGGAGCCACACAUACUGUUUUAUCUCAAACAUGAAAAAAUCAAUGAAACUGCUUUGAUCAGAAGUGUUUUGACCCUGGUUUUCUCUUCCUGGGAGCUUCAUUGUCUAAAAUUACCAAGUAGAGUUGUAUAGGUUUCGUACCCCAGCUGCUGUGACAGGUAAGACCCCGAAUCUCAGGGGCUUACGAAGAAGCCAGUCUUCCUGAGCCACACAGCCUGGCAGCAGCAGGCAAGGGGCUGAGACUCCACUCGGAGAUCCACUGCAGGUGGCCUGCAGCUUCCCAGGUCCUUCCAGCUCCUGGCUCCUGUACCCUGAGUCCCCACUGAAUGAAUGCCCCGGGGAAGCCCAGGCAGAGAGGUUCAAAACCAAGCUUCACCUACAGGCGCACAUCACUGCAGCCACGGCUAACCAUGGGGCAAAGGACCCAGCAAGCUGGUGCAGAAGGAAAUGGACACACAGGGUGCCCAGCUGCCGCCCCUUCCACUCUGCCUCACCUCAUGCAUAAGCCCUGGGCUGCUCCUGAGCCACAGAGUCCAGACCCCACCGCCCACCCAGUUCCCCCAUCUCACAAACCUAACAUCAAUCAGACACCCUUCCUGUGAGAAGGCUUCCGCAUGACCCAGUACA
This is a messenger RNA of Manis pentadactyla (Chinese pangolin), 2882 nucleotides long. RefSeq names its product ring finger protein 32 (gene RNF32). NCBI's taxonomy places the organism in Eukaryota, Metazoa, Chordata, Mammalia, Pholidota, Manidae. The transcript has 9 exons. The coding region runs from base 541 to 1671 and encodes 376 amino acids. The record is from RefSeq and is a predicted model, not a curated record. Gene Ontology annotation, molecular function: protein binding.